This is a messenger RNA of Talaromyces rugulosus, 1581 nucleotides long. RefSeq lists its product as uncharacterized. The transcript is spliced from 2 exons. Gene Ontology annotation, molecular function: nucleic acid binding. The record is from RefSeq and is a predicted model, not a curated record. The coding region runs from base 1 to 1581 and encodes 526 amino acids. Lineage: Eukaryota; Fungi; Ascomycota; Eurotiomycetes; Eurotiales; Trichocomaceae.
AUGCAUUUCCAUACAGAGAGCAGCACAGCACACGCUGCAACAACAGAUGGCAACCUAUUCUUCACAGACGUAAACGGUGAAGACCCAACAGCCCCUGCAGAGCUCGUCGACUACACCCCGCCGAACCUUGAAACGUCCAGCACCAUUGAUAGCAGCGAAGACGAGGUUAUAUUCAACGGGCGGGGCGGCACUCGAAGCACCGGAACCAAUCUUGAAAACAGCCGCGUGCGUGCAAAAGACGUACCAGCACCAGUGCAGGUCAGAACAUUUGAAGAAAGCACCCUGGUCGCAAAUGGGCCGUUCACCAGAGAAACCAUCGACCCCGCUCCAAUAACACUGCGAGGUGUAACCGGUGCUCAGAAAAAGAGACACUCGCGCCAACGAUUCCAACAGGCAUUUUUUGCCCAAAAUGACGAUGCGAUACUGGCCGACUAUGUCGAAAACAUGGAUUCCCAAUAUGCCAUGCCCGACGACUCGUCUACUAGUGACGACCAGUCAGAUUUAUCAGACGAAAACCCAGUGAAGAUGCGCAGGGCAGUGGCCUUUAAGCAGAAACAUAACAGCCAUUCCGCUUCUCGAAAACCCAAAGGCGCAUUUCCCGAGAACGAGUUACCUGACCCGAUCAACAGUGAACCCGUAGGAAAAGAAGUGAUGGAAUCACAGGAUGACUCUACGGAUGAGGAGUACGACGAUAGUGAGGUGUCAGUAUCGAUAAGUGACCUCAUAUCGUACUCCCAACGUCGGCCUCCCCAGGACUCGAAAGCGAAAAACAUGACACAAAAACUUCCCCGUACAAACGCAUACGACGAUUUCCUUGACUACGAGAAAUUUGCCGAUUUCGAUAUUAUGGACAUUGAACGUGACAGUCUCCACAAGAAGAAGAAGAAAAAGAAAGGCCGCAAGCUUGAUUUUGACCUUAGCGACAGUGAUCUCGAGAUGCAACUACAGGCAGGCUGGGAGAGAGACAGGAACAAAAAGAAAGCCAAGAAGCAAGAAAGAGAACAACUCCGUGCUCAGGGCCUGCUUGGAAAACGGCCAAAACUACCCGCAGAUGGAGCUGGCAUUACUAUGGAAGAGGUGAAAACGCAAAUCAAGGGCUUUCUUCUGUCUUCUGCUGACACCUUGGAUCUGCCACCCAUGGACAAGAAGCAAAGGAGGGUGGUACAUGAACUUGCAAAUGCCGUGUCCCUCAAGUCACAAUCGAGAGGCAAAGGGUCUACCAGAUAUCCUGUCAUGUACAAGACUGUCAGGACCCCCAAUUUCAAUGGCAAGCAUAGUGUGAAGCUCGACAAGAUCCUGUCCCAGCCUCGGUUCGUCAAGAUUGGGAAUAUGCGGCCACGCAACUACGACAAAGAGCCAAAGAAAGGGAAAAAUCUACAGCGCAGCAAAGGCGAUUUCGGGUACAUUGAAGGGGACGUCGUGGGAGGCGCUGCUCCAGAAAUCGCAGCCAAUAACAAGGGUCGGGCAAUGCUGGAAAAGAUGGGCUGGAGUUCUGGAACAGCUCUGGGUGCUACGAACAACAAGGGUAUCCUGCAACCGGUGACUCAAGUCAUGAAGAAUUCCCGUGCAGGUCUGGGUUAA